AUGCUUAACAUCCUAAAUAACGAGGAUAUUACUACUCUCGAUAGAUAAAUUGAAUAAUUGAUGGACUAUAAGCCAAUUCCAGAGCAUGAGGUUAAAUAACUAUGCGAUAAGGCAAAGGAGAUCUUAUAGAAGGAGAGCAACGUACAGCCAGUCAGAUGUCCAGUCACUGUUUGCGGUGAUAUUCACGGUCAAUUCCAUGACUUAAUGGAGUUAUUUAGAAUUGGAGGAAGAUCCCCAGACACGAACUAUCUCUUCAUGGGAGACUAUGUUGACAGAGGUUAUUACUCAGUCGAGACUGUAACUCUAUUAGUUUGUCUAAAAGUCAGAUUCAAGGACAGAAUUACCAUAUUGAGAGGUAACCAUGAGUCUAGGCAAAUCACUUAGGUUUAUGGUUUCUAUGAUGAGUGUCUGAGAAAAUACGGUAAUGCUAAUGUCUGGAAAUACUUCACUGACCUUUUCGAUUUACUUCCCUUGACUGCAGUUAUAGAAGGCAAAAUCUUCUGUCUACAUGGUGGCCUAUCUCCAAGUUUGGACAGUCUUGAUUAAAUUAAAGGCCUAGAUAGAGUUCAAGAAGUCCCACACGAGGGUCCUAUGUGUGAUUUACUAUGGUCAGAUCCAGAUGAUAGAUGUGGAUGGGGCAUUUCCCCAAGAGGAGCUGGAUACACCUUUGGUUAGGAUAUAUCAGAGCAAUUCAAUCAUACAAAUGGACUUAAGUUAGUCUCCAGAGCUCAUUAGUUAGUGAUGAACGGAUAUAACUGGAGUCAUGAUAAAAAUGUUGUGACUAUUUUCUCAGCACCCAACUAUUGCUAUAGAUGUGCCAACGAAGCGGGCAUAAUGGAAGUAGAUGAAAAUAUGAAUUAUAACUUCUUGGUUUUCGAUCCUGCACCAAGAAGAGGAGAGCCUCAUGUCACUAGAAGAACGCCCGACUAUUUCCUGUGA
Messenger RNA from Stylonychia lemnae, 939 nucleotides. The record is from the annotation of a GenBank genome assembly. Lineage: Eukaryota; Ciliophora; Spirotrichea; Sporadotrichida; Oxytrichidae.